Molecule: messenger RNA, 2890 nt
Organism: Salvelinus fontinalis (brook trout)
Lineage: Eukaryota; Metazoa; Chordata; Actinopteri; Salmoniformes; Salmonidae
Gene: xrcc5
Product: X-ray repair complementing defective repair in Chinese hamster cells 5
Exons: 20
Coding region: 56-2191 (711 amino acids)
Biological process (GO): DNA recombination; telomere maintenance; cellular response to X-ray
Cellular component (GO): Ku70:Ku80 complex; nucleus
Molecular function (GO): DNA helicase activity; double-stranded DNA binding; damaged DNA binding
Source: RefSeq, a predicted model, not a curated record
CUCUGUGUUGCUAAACUAGACAGCGUUGGUUCUGUGUCUGGAUGUGGGUUUCUCCAUGUCCAACUCUGCCCCGGGACAGGAACCGCCCUUCCAACAGGCCAAGAAAGUCAUCCAGAAGUUUGUUCAGCGCCAGGUGUUCGCUGAGAACAAAGAUGAGCUGGGUCUGGUGCUGUUUGGGUCAGACAACACUAAGAACAACCUUGCUAAAGACGGCCAGUACCAGAACAUCUCAGUACACCGCCAUCUCAUGAUCCCAAACUUUGAGCUGCUGGAAGAGAUCCAGAAUGAUGUGCACCCUGGGAGUCAACAGGCUGACUGGCUGGACGCUCUUGUUGUAUGCAUGGACCUGCUUCAGAACGAAACUCUGGGGAAGAAAUAUGAGCGUCUGAACAUAGUCCUGCUCACAGACCUGAACACCCCGAGCAGUCCUGACCAGCUGGACAUUAUCAUAGGCAACCUGAAGAGAGCCGGCAUCACUCUGCAGUUCUUCCUACCCUUCCCUGUAGAUGGAGGGGGUCCCAACCCCCCCCACGGGGGUUACAACCCCCCCCACGGGGGUCCCAACCCCCCCCACGGAGGUAAAGGUCUGUCCAGAGAGCAGCAGCAAGGCCUGGAGAUGACCAAGCAGGUCAUGAUGUCUCUGGAUGAAGAGGACGGUCUGGAGGAAGUCUACACCUUCAGUGAUGCUAUAGAGAAGUUGUCUGUGUUUAAACGUGUUGAGAAGAGACCCAUGGCCUGGCCCUGUACUCUGACCAUCGGCAGCUCUCUGGCCAUCAAGAUUGUUGGCUACAAAGCAGUAUGUGAGGAGAGACCCAGGAAGUCGUGGUCGGUGGUAGAUGCUCAGACACACCAGAAAGACGACAUCAAAAGAGAUGUAGUUUACUGUCUCAACGAUGACGAAGAGACCGAGGUAUCGAAGGACGACACCAUACAAGGGUAUCGUUAUGGCAGUGACAUCGUCCCCUUUUCUAAAGUUGACCAGGACCAGAUGAAGUACAAGACAGAUGGGAAGAGUUUUGCUGUGCUGGGCUUCACCAAACAGAGCAUGAUCAACAGACACCAGUUCGUGGGGACUCAGGUCCUCAAGGUGUUCGCCCCUAAAGAUGAUGAGCAUGCAGGUGUAGCUCUCUCAGGUCUGAUCCGUGCUCUGGACGACCUCAAGAUGGUGGCUGUGGUGAGGUAUGUUUACGCCCGCAAUGGAAACCCACAAGUAGGAGCAGCCUUCCCCUGUAUUAAGGAGAAGUAUGAGUGUCUGGUGUAUGUUCAGCUUCCCUUCAUGGAGGAUCUGAGGCAGUACAGCUUCCCUUCUCUGGAGAGCAACAAGAAGUACACUCCCUCAGAGGACCAGCUGGCGGCGAUGGACUCUCUGAUUGACUCCAUGAUGUUGGUGGAGGAGGAUGAGGACGGAGAGAAUAAGGACCUCUUCAAAGUCAACCACAUCCCCAACCCUCAGUACCAGAGACUGUUCCAGUGCCUGCACCAUCGGGCGGUGAACCCCAGUGCCCCCCUCCCCCCCAUGGACCCCUGGUUGACUGCAGCUCUCCAGCGCCCCCUGGCUGUGGCCACCCGCUGUCAAGCCCCCCUGGAGACACUGAAGAAGAAGUUCCCUCUGAAGGAGGUGGUCAAGAAGAAGGAACUGAAGACCAGCAAGGAGCUGUUUGGGAACAGCACUGAGGAUCCUGAUGCCAAGAAGGCCAAAGUUGACGAGGAGGAAGACUUUAACCUGGCUGACAUCACAGAGGGAAGCAUCACACAGGUGGGCAGUGUAGAUCCAGCACGGGACUUCCGCACUCUGAUUCGCCAGAAGAGUCUUCCGUUUGGAGAGGUGUGUCAACAGCUGACUGGCAGGAUUGAGCAGUUGCUUGGCAACAAGAACAUGAACUACUACAUCAAGUGCAUCCCCUGUAUCCAGACCUUCAGAGAGCAGUCUGUUCAGGUUGGGAAUGCUGAUCACUACAACAGCUACAUCCAGUCUCUGAAGACCAGUAUUCCUGUUAGAGGCCUUCAGGAAUUCUGGGACAUGCUAGUCCAAGAUGCCCUGACUCUGAUCAACAAGGACGAAGUUGAAGGGAGCACGUUCUCCAGUCAUGAUGCCAAGCAGUUCCUGACUGCAGAGGAGAAGAAAGAGGAGGUAGUAGCAGCUGUGGUGGACGAUACAGGAGAUGUGGACGACUUGCUGGACAUGAUGUGAUGUAGAAGACAACUGGGUUGAGGAGUGGAGGAUGAAGGAAACGUGACCAAACAGAUUCAACUGUCCAUCUGCCACCUGGAGUUAACGGCAUACUUCGGGAUUUUGACAAUUUAUUGACUUCUCCAGAGUCAGAUGAAUACCAUGUAGAUGCCAUUUUUAUGUCUCUGUAUCCAGUAUGAAGGAAGUCAGAGGUAAUGCUAGCUGAUAUCAUAUACAGCGCCUUCGGAAAGUAUUCAGACCCCUUAGCUUUUUCCACUUGUUGUUACGUUACAGCUUUAUUCUAAAAUUGAUUAUAUUGUUGUCUUUCCUCGUCAAUCUACACACAAUACCCCCUACUGACAUCACAAUACCCCCUACUGACAUCACAAUACCCCCUACUGACAUCACAAUACCCCCUACUGACAUCACAAUACCCCCUACUGACAUCACAAUACCCCAUACUGACAUCACAAUAGCCCAUACUGACAUCACAAUAGCCCAUACUGACAUCACAAUACCCCCUACUGACAUCACAAUACCCCCCACUGACAUCACAAUACCCCCUACUGACAUCACAAUACCCCCUACUGACAUCACAAUACCCCCUACUGACAUCACAAUACCCCCUACUGACAUCACAAUACCCCAUAAUGACAAAGCAAAAACAGGUUUUUAAGAAAUUUUGGCAAAUGUAUUAAAAAUAAAAACGUAUCACAUUUA